Molecule: messenger RNA, 1397 nt
Organism: Helianthus annuus (common sunflower)
Lineage: Eukaryota; Viridiplantae; Streptophyta; Magnoliopsida; Asterales; Asteraceae
Product: mitogen-activated protein kinase homolog NTF6
Exons: 6
Coding region: 84-1220 (378 amino acids)
Biological process (GO): intracellular signal transduction; protein phosphorylation
Cellular component (GO): nucleus; cytoplasm
Molecular function (GO): ATP binding; MAP kinase activity
Source: RefSeq, a predicted model, not a curated record
UAACACUAGUAAUGAUGAUCAUCCCAUUAGUUUGAAUUAAAGUGACUGAUUUCACAGUUGUAACGUGUGAUUUCACACUAGUAAUGGAACGAGGUGAGUCGAAAGGUGGUGGGGUGGGUGUGGUGUUGAAAGGAGUUCCGGUUUAUGAUGGGAAGUAUGUGCAAUAUAGUGUGCUUGGAAAUUUGUUUGAGGUUUCUUCUAAGUAUGUUCCUCCGAUUCAACCCGUUGGUCGUGGUGCUUAUGGACUUGUUUGUUGUGCUAAGAAUUCUGAAACAAAAGAAGAGGUUGCGAUAAAGAAAAUAGGGAACGCGUUUGAUAACAGAAUUGACGCGAAGAGGACUUUACGUGAAAUCAAACUCCUUUGCCAUAUGGAUCAUGAGAAUAUUGUCAAAAUCAAGGACAUCAUCCGGCCACCAAACAAGGAAAAGUUUAACGACGUCUACAUCGUAUAUGAAUUAAUGGAUACCGACUUACAUCAAAUCAUUCGUUCGUCACAGCCAUUAACAAACGACCAUUGUCAGUAUUUUCUGUAUCAGUUACUACGCGGGCUUAAAUACAUCCACUCAGCAAACGUGUUACACCGCGAUUUAAAACCAAGCAACUUGCUCCUUGAUGCAAACUGUGACCUAAAGAUUUGUGACUUUGGGCUUGCUAGAACCACAUCCGAAACAGAUUUCAUGACCGAAUAUGUCGUAACCAGAUGGUACAGAGCCCCGGAAUUACUACUUAACUGUUCAGAGUAUACUGCAGCCAUUGAUAUCUGGUCAGUUGGCUGCAUUUUAAUGGAAAUUAUUUUGAGGGAACCACUUUUUCCUGGAAAAGAUUAUGUUCAGCAGUUAUCUCUUAUAACUCAGCUACUUGGUUCCCCCGACGACUCAGAUCUUGGGUUUCUUAGAAGCGAUAACGCUCGACGGUAUGUUAAACAGCUACCCCAUGUCCCAAAGAAGACCUUUCAAGAAAAAUUCCCACAUGUGUCCCCAGUGGCUAUGGAUCUUGCACAAAGAAUGUUGGUUUUUGAUCCUGCCAAACGCAUAACUGUGGAGGAAGCAUUAAACCAUCCAAUGGUGAGAAAUCUUCAUGAGAUCAAUGAGGAACCCACAUGUCCAUCACCUUUUGUGUUUGAUUUUGAACAAGCCUCUUUAAGUGAAGAUGAUGUGAAACAACUUAUUUGGAAAGAGUCUUUGAAAUUUAAUCCUGAAAAUGGUUUAAGCAUUCAAUAAACCAAAUGAGUUUUUAUGUUUUCAUAUAGAUCUUUACAUGUAUUGAUCGUUUAUGUUUGUGUGGAUUCUUGAUUUAUUAAUUUUCUGUAUAAUAACAAUAGUAAAAUGUAUGUGUAUCAUAGGAACCGGUUUAUUACGACUAUACAUAUGAGUUGAAGUGUUGAACUUUUACAAAUA